Messenger RNA from Moneuplotes crassus, 1093 nucleotides. The record is from the annotation of a GenBank genome assembly. Lineage: Eukaryota; Ciliophora; Spirotrichea; Euplotida; Euplotidae.
UUUAUUCUGGAGAAUGCCAAUAGAUUCGAAACCUUACUUGAGACAUGCAAGCGGUAAUGAAAGCCAAAGGAAAGGUAGUAUGACAAUGACUUUGAAAGAUAGUGGGGGAAAAGGAAAGUACACUUUAUCCCUUGAGAAAGAGAGAGGUAGUUAUGGAAAGAAAAUUGGAUUGCUCCAUGAAGCUCCAGAACACAAUAAAUAUUUAAUCUACAUUAAGACUGGCUACAGGAUUGGAUAUACUAGUUUCAAAGACUGCUUCAAGUCUAUCUUCUCUAUUCACAACGAAACAAUGAAUAUAUGGACUCAUCUCGUUGGUAUUUUCAUGUAUAUCUUCCUUUCGUACUAUGUGUGUUAUUUGAUGCCCACCACAGAAGAAUUAAGAAACUUUGAUGGAAGUCAAGGAGCCUUAGUCAGAUAUCAUAAAUACUUCGUCAAAAAGAUUCUUGGGUAUAAUGUAGAACACUUAAGAGAGGAAAAUAGUGAGAUCUUCCCUUUGAUACUUCAUUACCUUGGAGGAGUAAUCUGAAUGGCAUGCAGCACUUCGCAUCAUGUUUUCAUGUGUCAUAGCGAAAAAGUAUUCCAUUUCUUCUAUAAAUGUGACAGCUUUGGUAUCUUGUUUCUUGCUCUUGGAAUGAACUUUACUAUGAACUUUUAUAUAUUCUAUUGUGAGCAGACCUUCUAUAUCGCUUAUAUCUACAUCGGCUUGGCAAAUUUGAAUUCAUUAUUAAUAGCGAUUCUGACUUUUCACCCUAAGUUUAACCAGACUAAAUACAGAGCUCUGAGAGUCUGGCUGUUCAUAAUAUUCGGCGUCAUAUGUUGUAUUGCUAUUUUCCAUUCAUUAUUCAUCACGAAUCCGUUAUACUCCUAUGGUGCAGCACCAUGGUGGUUUAGCGGUAACAUUAUUUCAAUUUUUGGAUCGUACAUUUAUGUUAAGAAAGUUCCAGAAAGAUGGUAUCCUUGCACCUUCGACCACUGAGGACAGAGCCAUAACAUCUGGCACCUUUUGAUUAUGGUUGCAUCAGGAAUUCAUUGCAUUGCCUCACUAUCAAUGCAUUAUGCUAGGAUGGAUAGAGUGUGCCCUGAUUGAACUUAA